This is a messenger RNA of Symsagittifera roscoffensis, 2487 nucleotides long. Its product is annotated as protein arginine N-methyltransferase 5-like. Bases 33 to 2243 code for a protein of 736 amino acids. Gene Ontology annotation, cellular component: nucleus; CAF-1 complex; cytosol. Gene Ontology annotation, biological process: regulation of DNA-templated transcription; peptidyl-arginine N-methylation; DNA replication-dependent chromatin assembly. Gene Ontology annotation, molecular function: protein binding. NCBI's taxonomy places the organism in Eukaryota, Metazoa, Xenacoelomorpha, Acoela, Convolutidae. The transcript has 5 exons. The record is from RefSeq and is a predicted model, not a curated record.
UGUUGUGAUAAACUUAUUAAAUAGAGUAAGUGAUGAAGUUUGAGCUGCCGGAGAUAGCGUGGCACGGCACCCAGCCCAUCUACGCCUGUGACUUCCAGACAGUGUCCAACGACAGUGAUUUCCGACUGGCAACUGCAGGCGCAGACAAUGACGUCAAACUGUGGAAGAUAUGGUGCUACGAGGGACAGCUGAAGAUCGAAGUGCUCUCAAUCUUGUCAGACCACAAGCGGUCGGCUAACUGUGUCAAGUUUUGUCCAGUGCUGCUUCAGAACCAGCCAGUGUUGGCCAGUUGUGAUGACGACGGAGUGGUGUGUCUGUGGACCAAAUGUGACGACAAGGAGAAAUAUGCGGCCUCUUUUCUCGACGAGGAGACAGACUUGAACAAAGAGUAUUGGAAGGUUACGAGGACUUUGAGAGGUCACAUUGAGGAAGUGCAGGAUCUAUGCUGGAACAGUGAUGGAACCCUAUUACUCUCUGGGUCCAUAGACACCUCGGCACGACUGUGGCAGGUGUCCACUGGACAGUGUCUGCAUGCGUUCCGCGAAAGCAAAGGUCUCGUGCAGGGCGUGGCAAUAGACCCCCUGGGCAAGUUUAUCGCCACUUUUGCAGACGAUAAAUCAGUACGUAUGUACCACGCUACGAAUAAACGGUGUGCGUAUAGAAACACAAAGUUUGUUUUCGACGACAAAGCAGUGAAGCUUUUUGGCGAUACAGGCGAUGGAUUUUUCCACAGAAUUUGUUUUUCACCCCACGGCGAAUUUUUCGUCGUGCCCUCAGGAAGUUUCCCAAUAAGCGCGGAGUCGAGUAUUUUCUGCACGUAUGUUUAUUGCAGAGAUAACUUAUCGAAACCGGUGCUGUAUUUACCUAGUGGCAGACGACCGUCCGUUAGCGUUUCUUUCUGUCCAAUCAAAUUCAAGUACAGAAAUGAAACAGAAAAUUCCGAGAAUGUGCGACCUAAUUUAUUUAAUUUAUCCUAUCGACUGGUGUUUGCAGUAAUUACUGAAAACUCAGUUCUUUUCUACGACACAGAACGCUUCGAAGUGUUCGCAAAAGUGGAAAAUAUUCACUAUGCUUCACUAAAUUCAGGCUCUUGGUGUAAAGAUGGAACAAUGUUUGUAGCUACUUCGAGUGAUGGAUAUGCCACGAUAUGUACUUUUGAAGAGAGUGAGUUAGGUGAAAAAGUGACAGAGGCUGAAAUCGCGUUUCAAACAGUCCAAACACCUCAGUCGACUCCUAUAGUUAAUUGUGACGCAAAAGUCUCACAGGAUGACGAAAAUCUAUUAACUUCAAAUUCAGCUGAAAUUCUGAAGGAGGAAGAAAAUUCUGAAAAGAAAGAAGACGACGAAAUUGAAAGAUUGGAUAAUCAGAAGCCAGAAUCGAAAAAUCUUCCUUUAGUAGCUGAGGCUAAAAUUGCAACAUCAAAUCAUAGUGAAAAUGGUCCGAGCACUCCUAGUAAAAUGGAAACGCAUUUGAAUAAUAAACAACAGCAAAUUAUUGAUUUGGACAAGACGCCGACAAAUGAAAAACAAGGUUUAUUAUCAGUUAAUACAUCGCAGCCCUCGACUCCUGUGUCUCGAAAUGGAAAAGGAAAACUGGCUCCAUUGGCCUUGAAAACUAUUCUGAAGCCCGCUUCUCCGGCCGAGUUGAAAACAAACUCACCUGCUGUUAGUCCGAAGAACGUUUCAUUUUCGCCGAAAAUGAAGCAAAGGCUAGUUCCUACAAAAUCAAAAACAAAUGCCAGUUCUAAAAAACAGAAUACUCAUAAAUCGAAGAAUAUUGACACAAGCAGUAAUCAAAUAGCGUCGGCGUUUGCCCGUGGAAGUCGUAUUUUAGCCGAGUCGCUAAAAAACCAAAAAGCUGAAGAUGCUCGCCCUCAAAGCGACCCAAACAACCCAAUUUUUAUCGAUGACGACAGUAUUCCUGAGGUUGUUCCAUCAUCGGGGCCUCUUAUUGACAAGUCAAACGAGAUCAAUUUGGUUUCACCCGGAAGCAAUUUGUCGUCCGCGCCAACGACGCCGAAGUCGAUUUUGAAAACUCCGAGUCCGGACAGUCCAAUGCCGAGCGAGGGUUCCAAAAAGCGGAGAGUGUCGUUUAGAACAUUGGAAUUGCCGCCAUGCAAAGAGUCGAAAAAAGAAGAAAGUGAACAACAAUCGUGUUCGGUUGAAAAAACCGCAGAAGAGUCGAAAUCGAGCCAACCAGUGCCAGGGAAGAAACGAAAAAUUGCGUUCACAACAAUAUCAUAGACUGGUUGGCCGAACGCUUAAUUUUUCCAAAGGAAAUAGUGUUUGAUUGAUCUAUUAUUAAUUCUGUUUUCGUUGAACAUUUUUUCUAUACCACCAACACUGGUUGAUGUGGAUAAAUAUUGAUGAUAGUCUCGAGGCAAUCAUAAUGACUAAUAUUUUGCGAUAUUAGAGUUUUUCUCAGGUGGUAAAGUUGGUUGUCACCUUAGAUUGAACGAUGAGUGUUAUUUGUGAUGUGAGAUUUUAU